AUGAUUCCCAAGCACGACACAGAUACAAAGGAACAAACAGAGGAAUGGAAGAAAUGGUGCAGUGAGCUUUUAGAGACUGGCAACUAUUCUGAUCUCCGCCUCUCCAAGGGCAGCAAGAUCUAUAAUGCUCACCGCGCUAUUGUUUUCUAUCAUUCGGCGUACAUCCAGAACAUCCACACCCGAAAUGGCAAGAACCGGGCGCCAAAUGGUCAAUUUUUUGGCGAAUCACCCUCUUUCGCGUUCGAGGCUAAUCGCGAUACCCGAACCGUGGAUUGCGUUGUACAGUACUUCUACCGUUGGGACUAUGAAAUCCCGGGCCACGCCCGAGACGCGAAAGUCGACACCGGAAUGAUGUACAAAGAAGAUGCCUGCAACUCCACGGAAGAUGUCAUGAGCCUUGAUGGCUCUGACCUAAUUACCCAUGUCAGAAUAUUCGCUAUGGCAGACAAGUAUGGCAUACAUCCUCUAAAAUCUCUAUCGGUGGCCAAGUUCGAGGCAGCAGCCCAUCAUUUUGAGAAGACUGAUCACUUCGUUAAAGCAGCGCGGGAAGCAUAUGGAUCAGAUGAUGCUGUUUCGGAUAAUGCGAGAGAGAUGCGUGACUCCAUAGUUGAGUUCAUAUGCAAGCGACGGUACCUUUUACACGAAGACCACAUCAAGAAGCUCAUGCUGGACGAACCUCAGCUAAGCCUCGACCUGCAUCUGCGUUGCGCCCCCAAUCCCGUACACCCUAGCUCAUUUCAUGGACUGAGCACAGUGUUUCAUCAGACGAGGGGAUAG
Fusarium proliferatum ET1 is the source of this 777-nucleotide messenger RNA. RefSeq lists its product as uncharacterized. Gene Ontology annotation, molecular function: protein binding. The coding region runs from base 1 to 777 and encodes 258 amino acids. NCBI's taxonomy places the organism in Eukaryota, Fungi, Ascomycota, Sordariomycetes, Hypocreales, Nectriaceae. The transcript is spliced from 2 exons. The record is from RefSeq and is a predicted model, not a curated record.